Ambispora leptoticha is the source of this 1293-nucleotide messenger RNA. The record is from the annotation of a GenBank genome assembly. NCBI's taxonomy places the organism in Eukaryota, Fungi, Glomeromycota, Glomeromycetes, Archaeosporales, Ambisporaceae.
AUGCCCCAAGAGCCGAAACCUAAGAAGAAACGAGUCCCUAUUACCGCGCUUACCAAGCGUAACAUUUGCAUCAAGAAACGCGAUAAUGCAAAACUCCGGGACGAAGACCUUGCUCGCGAGUACGGGCUUGAUAGGAGUACUAUCACAAAAAUUCUUAAAAAUCGCGAAAAGUGGCUGGCAAUCGAUCCAAAUUCCAACAAUGCCAAACAGAAAACCCAAAAAUCCCCCAAAUUUCCACAAAUAGAGGAAUCGUUGGCAACCUGGUUAGAUAUGGUUCUUGGGGAAGGUGCAGCUGUUAGCGAUAUGCAACUACAGGAGAAAGCUUUGGAAAUCGCCCAAACUUAUGGAAUUAGAAACGAGUUCCAGGCGUCGAACGGGUGGAUAUCCAAGUUUAAACUUCGUCAUCAGUUUCGUAGUGGCGAAAGUCCAGGAGCGGGAGAUGUUUCGUUGCAGGUCAAUCAACAACCUACCAUUCCUGGUACUUCCGUGUUGUCGCCUGCCGAACACUCUUAUGUGAAUUUGUUCCCGACAACAUAUCCACACACCAACUCAAAAGCGAAUCAAACCAAUACACUCUCUCUAGGGACCAGCACACCUUCCCCUUUCAUUCCUUAUGGAGCUUCUCACCCAACACCCAUGGGAACUUCUUACUCUCCUUCCCGAAUAUAUCCAAUCCCAAGCUCCAUAACUCCGAAUUUUUCAAUUGAAAAUACCGCUUUUCUGUUUUGCGAUUAUCAGAAUGAUAUUAUCGGAAUGAAUCAGAAUAGUCAAACACUUAAUCAAUUUUUGUCACGCUCUCGACAACUCUUUCGAGCAGUUCAUCAAGCAAGGCAAAAGCGAAAUAGUAUCACGAGUGUUUCUAUCGGUACUUCAUUCCGCCCUGGGUAUCCUGAGGUUUCCCCAAACAAUCAAAAUUUCGUAUUGUUGAAAUUAUAUGGGCGCCUCAUUGAAGGAACCAAAGGUGCUGAAUUCAUUGAUGGAUUGGUGCCUGCAGAAACUGAGGACGACAUUGUAAUUAAAAAACGCCGCCUAGAUGCAUUCUAUAAUACGGAUCUUAAAAUGAUCCUUGAAUCACGUAACAUCAAGCAUAUUGUACUCGCGGGCAUUAACACGGGUGGUGUAAUACUCUCCACUACACGAUCUGCUUGUGAUAUGGACUUUAGAAUUACCGUCGUAAAAGAAUGUUGUUUUGAUGGAAGCGAGACCGUACAAAAUGUCUUGAUGGAUGAAAUAUUCCCAAGGCAAGGUAUCGCUGCCAUGAAUGUUGACGUUAUAUUGAACGAAUUGAGAUAA